Molecule: messenger RNA, 462 nt
Organism: Fonsecaea erecta
Lineage: Eukaryota; Fungi; Ascomycota; Eurotiomycetes; Chaetothyriales; Herpotrichiellaceae
Product: mitochondria fission 1 protein
Exons: 3
Coding region: 1-462 (153 amino acids)
Biological process (GO): peroxisome fission; autophagy of mitochondrion; mitochondrial fission
Cellular component (GO): mitochondrial outer membrane; peroxisomal membrane
Molecular function (GO): protein binding
Source: RefSeq, a predicted model, not a curated record
AUGCCUUCAAAUCUACCGUACGCCGCCGACGCUGAAAGCCCUCUGAAACCUGCGGAACUACAAGUUCUGCGUGCCCAGUACGAGAAAGAAGGUGAAUAUGUUGGGGUUCAGACAAAGUUCAAUUAUGCAUGGGGCCUGAUCAAAUCCAACCAGCGGAGCGAGCAACAACUGGGCGUUCAACUACUCUCUGACAUCUUCAAGACAACCCCUGAAAGGAGAAGAGAAUGUUUAUACUAUCUGGCCUUGGGAAACUACAAGUUGGGAAACUAUGCUGAAGCAAGGCGGUACAAUGAGCUAUUACUGGAGAAGGAGCCUGGAAAUCUGCAGUCCGCUAGCCUGCGACAAUUGAUCGACGACAAGGUAUCCAGGGAGGGCCUGAUGGGUGUUGCAAUCAUUGGCGGCGUCGCUGUGGCCGCAGGUAUUGUUGGGGGUAUCUUGAUGAGAGGGUCACGAAAGAGGUGA